CUUCAAUGGCUUCCAGAUCAGAGGAGGAUCUCUGCUGUCCGGUCUGCCACGACGUCUUCAGAGAUCCCGUCGUCCUGUCGUGCAGCCACAGCUUCUGUAAAGACUGUCUGCAGAGCUGGUGGAGAAAAGAUCCAACACAGGAGUGUCCGAUUUGUAAGAGACGAUCAUCGAAGACUGAACCACCUGUUAGUCUGGUGCUGAAAAACCUGUGUGAGGCCUUCUUGUUGGAGAGAGAUCAGAGAUCUUCAGAGGCUCUCUGCAGUCUGCACUCUGAGAGACUCAAACUCUUCUGCCUGGACCAUCAACAGCCGGUGUGUCUCAUCUGCAGAGAUUCAGAACAACACAGCGACCACAGAUUCAGACCCAUCGAUGAAGCUGCACGACAACACAAGAAGAACCUUCAGGAAACUCUGGAGCCCUUAAAGGAGAAGUUAAAGGUUUUUGAAGAAGUUAAAGUGAAGUUUGAUCAAACAGCAGAACACAUGAAGGUCCAGGCCCGACGCACAGAGAGGCAGAUUAAGGAUCAGUUUAAGAAGCUUCACCAGUUUCUAGAAGAGGAAGAGGAGGCCAGGAUGGCUGCACUGAGGGAGGAAGAGGAGCAGAAGAGUCAGAUGAUGGAGGAGAAGAUGGAGGCUCUGAGCAGAGAGAUAGCAGCUCUUUCAGACACCGUCAGAGCCACAGAGGACGAGCUGAGAGCUGAAGACGUCUCAUUCCUGCACAACUACAAGGCUGCAGUGCAAAGAGUCCAGCAGCGCCCCCUGCUGGAUGAUCCACAGCUGCCCUCAGGAGCUCUGAUAGACGAGGCCAAACACCUGGGCAACCUGACCUUCAACAUCUGGAGCAAGAUGACGGACAUGGUCUCCUACACUCCUGUGGUUCUGGAUCCAAACACUGCUCAUUCAGACCUGAUCCUGUCUGAAGAUCUGACCAGUGUGAGACGAGGAGAGAGACAGAAGCUUCCUAAAAACCCAGAGAGGUUUGAUUCUUAUCGCAUUGUUCUGGGCUCUGAGGGAUUCGACUCAGGGACUCACAGCUGGGAUGUCGAGGUUGGAGACAGUCCAGGAUGGGUUCUAGGUGUGUUAGAAGAGUCUGUUAAGAGGAAGGGAGACACCGGCCUACAGUCUGGAUUAUGGGGGAUAGGGCUCUAUGAAGGUGAAUGCACAACAUGUUCAUUACCCGGUCCAUACACGGUUCUCCCAGCGAAGAAGCUCCAGAGGAUCAGAGUUCAUCUGGACUUUAACAGAGGAACUCUGUCAUUCUCUGACACUGAUACGAACACACACAUACACACCUUCACACACACUUUCACUGAGAAGAUGUUUCCAUUGGUUACUUCUGGGAACAAACUCCCGCUGAAGAUAUUACCAGCGGUCUGUGAUGAUAACGGGUUUGAUGAUGUUGUUAAUUUCAUGGACUGGAGUUACAUUCUCGGGUUAAUAUCCAGUCUGCAACAGUGAAACAAGUUAGUUAAGACGAAGACGACAAUCCAAAAGGUUGUACAUCUGGAAACAUAAAGCAAACCCACAGUUUGUUAUUCUCAGACACACAAAUGAUCUUCU
Molecule: messenger RNA, 1559 nt
Organism: Larimichthys crocea (large yellow croaker)
Lineage: Eukaryota; Metazoa; Chordata; Actinopteri; Sciaenidae
Product: nuclear factor 7, brain
Exons: 1
Coding region: 6-1457 (483 amino acids)
Molecular function (GO): protein binding; zinc ion binding
Source: RefSeq, a predicted model, not a curated record